AUGGGAACCCAAUAUAUGAUGCAGGUCGGGCUGGCCUCCGGCAUGUCCGCGACGGAGGGCAUGUACCCAGCACAUCCUCAGUACGUGGAUCCCAAUUUGAGUGAUCCCACCCAUAUGCUUCCCGAAAACGUUGUCCCCAACUCGCGAAGCCGCAUUGCCGUGCGUGGAUAUGGCGGCAAGGACGUAUUGAUCCCCUAUCUGAGUAUUGGAACAUGGGCCUGGGGUGACAAGGCCACAUUCAACUACGACCCCACGGUUGAUCUUCCCCUGAUCCAUGCUGCGUGGGAGAAACUCAAGUCGGUUGGAUUGACCUUCGUGGACACGGCGCAGUCCUACGGUAACGGUGAAAGCGAGCGCAUCUGUGGAACCUUGUUCAAGGGAAAGCCUCGGGAUGCGUUCGUCGUGCAGACCAAAUGGUUCUCGGGUGGCUUGUCUAAUACCUUGAUGCAGUCGCGUGGACCGAAGGCCAGACUGAAGGAGUCGCUUAAUCGACUGGGACUGGAUUACGUGGAUAUCUACCUGGUCCACGGACCUAUUCAUGGUAGUUCAAUUGCCACCGUCGCAGAGGGGAUGGCAGAGUGUUUGGAAGAGGGAAUGACGCGCGCCGUCGGCGUUGCCAACUACAGCACGGAGGAAAUGAUCAAGAUCGAUGAGGAAUUGGCCAAGAGCAACGUUCCCCUGGGCGUGUCUCAGUGUGAGUACUCGGUCAUUCGCCGCGUUCCAGAAGUUAGUGGUAUGAUUCGAGAGUGUAAACGGCGCGGUAUCUGCUUCCAGGGUUUUGCUUCACUUGGUGAGGGCCGAUUGACGGGCAAGUAUAUUCAACGAGCCCCAGAGCACUCGAAGAUUCAGUAG
Penicillium brasilianum is the source of this 852-nucleotide messenger RNA. Lineage: Eukaryota; Fungi; Ascomycota; Eurotiomycetes; Eurotiales; Aspergillaceae. The record is from the annotation of a GenBank genome assembly.